Molecule: messenger RNA, 2045 nt
Organism: Fimicolochytrium jonesii
Lineage: Eukaryota; Fungi; Chytridiomycota; Chytridiomycetes; Spizellomycetales; Powellomycetaceae
Exons: 3
Coding region: 417-2045 (542 amino acids)
Molecular function (GO): oxidoreductase activity
Source: RefSeq, a predicted model, not a curated record
CUAUCCACAGGACGAGAUAGUGGCAAGGGCAGAAAGGUACGUACUCAAAGGGGGGGUCUUCGAAGAGCAACCGCAACUCCAGGGAAGUUCAGGAGUCCAUGGGGGGGGGCCAGGCCCCGGGAGUAUGUCCGUCUCAGAAGGUGAAGAGGACAUCGUGAGAUCGCCGAUUUGCCGGAACGCGGAGAGGCGGAGGCGGCGUAUUUCUCAGAGGCGAAAGGCUUGGAAUUCAGGACAGUUUUCGCAACUUCCGCUGUGCGAGCGGCCGUCGUUCCCUCAGUCAAUUCACAACUGAGAGAAAGGCCAGAGUUCCCGUUCUCUCUCCCCCUAACUUCAACUUCAUCAAAGCGUCUUUGUCGUCGGCUUCCCAGCGCUCCCAAGGAAACCACUUCAAGUUUUCGUUGACUUUACUCGUUGCAAUGGCGACACCUUCAGCUCCAGUUGCAACCGAAAUUCCGCAAAAGCGGGUGGCGGUCGUAGGCUCGGGCUUGGCAGGCCUGAGCGUCGCAUAUCUGCUAGCCUCCAACGGCUUCGUCGUGCAUAUCUACGAGAAGGGCCCUAGGCUGGGUCUCGCCGCCGCGAGCAUAAUUGUGCGAGUCCCCGCUGAAAACGCUGGUCAGGACAGGAAUGGACACAUUGGCGAAGAAGACCUUAUAAUGGACGUUCCCAUGCGGUCGUUUUUCCCAGAACACUACUCAUACCUCACUGCAUUAUACAAGCACCUUCAUAUUCCAUAUCACACAUCCGAUAACAGCAUAUCGUUCUCUGAAUACCGCUCCGCCGACCUCUUUGGCGUCGACGGAAGGUCGCCAUGGCGGGCUCUAAAAACGGUCGCCGGCUACUUGAAGUUUUUGGCGAUUGUUCAAUAUUUGUCACUCACGGGCAAGAUAAGAUCAGAGCUGGAAGGACUUACGUUGGACGACUUUUGGGUGCGGUAUGGCAUAUCAAGAGAGUACGUUGAGGGCGCCUUCAUACCGCUGUUCUGUGGUGUGUGUACUUGCGAGAGCGACACUCUGGGACAGUUUCCCGCCGUCACCAUACUAGAGUAUGUUUCCCGAGCCAUGCCGUUCGGUCGCAUGUCGUUCGUGACACCUGGAGUAGAGUCCGUGUGUGAGGCGCUGACCCAGCCUGUACAACAAGUCUAUCUGCGAACGGCGGUAGCCGGCAUCUAUCAGUCUUCGAGUUCACCGUCUUUGGAGAAGCAGAAUCGUUUCCCCACGCCACCACCAGAUGAUACUCUGACAACUACAGGCACAGGGAAGGUGACCGUGGAGACGACAGAGGGGAUACGGCGGCGAUAUGACCAUGUCGUGUUUGCAACACAAGCAAACCAGGCUGCACGUAUCCUAAAGGGUACCGCCGGUGUACCUCUUGACGGUGAUGCGAAGAUCACCGCAGAUCAAAUUCGAUUGCUGGAACGCUUCCAGUACGCGAAAAGCAUCGUGACAUGCCAUACUGACGCAUCGCUCAUGCCGCAGAACGAGUCAAUGUGGCGAUGCAUGAACUUCUUCACCCACACGGGCAUUGAUGACGCCACAUCAACGGACGCGGAUAGUACAUCCACCGACAACAGCGCAGACUUCCAAUUCCCCUACGCAACCCACAAAACCCCAACCUGCACCCACUACUUCAACAUGUCCCACAACACCCGGAAGCCCAUCAAAGGCACUGACUAUUUCCAAACCACCAACCCCUACCGCAUGCCCGCGCCCGACAAGACGAUCGCCACAACAUGGUUCGAGCGCGCGGUGGUCACCCUCGAUUCCGCGAAAGCCGUCGACGACCUCUCGGCGUUGCAAGGGCUUGGAAGGCGGUGGUUUGUAGGCAGUUGGGCGUGGGAGGGGAUUCCACUUUUGGAAGGGUGCGUGGCGAGCGCGGUGGAGGUUGCAAAGGGGAUUGCUGAGCAGGAAGGCGUGGACGGGUUUUAUGUGCCGUGGAAUGUGCCGGCGGACUCGGUAGGGAAACAGGGACUGUUUUCGGGAUAUUGGAUUCUUUGGACGUUACUGGCGGUGGCGUGUGCGGCGUACUUGGCAUCGGUGAUAAUAUAG